GUACAUCUUGUACGUAGACGAUCUUUAGAGCACCGCCUCUCUGCAAUCAGCUGUCAGACUUGCAUUUAUUGCUUUUUCCUUUUUUUAUUUUUACAAGCCGGUUUUACUUAAAUCCCAUCUGUCUCCUCAUCCUUAGGACCCACCAUCGUAACGUCGUUUCGCGGCAUGCUAACAUGUUCUGAUUCUCCCUGCAAGCGAUGAACGAAACGAGCACCGAGGGGACCGGACCGAGACCGGCGGAGGUCGUGUUGACUGCGGGCUGUCGAGCCCCGGUUGUCGGGCAGGUCGGAGGAUGGAGCCGAGGCUGAGCGGGGAUGGCAAGCCGUCCUUGUCCUGGUUCCACCUCGGCCCCGUCCUCGUCCUUUCACUCCUGGCGGUGCAAGCGAGCUGUCACGGUACCUGCAAGCACCGAGCCCCCUCUCCCGACGAGGUUGUCCAUCACGUCCACUUGAAGCCUGAGCGUUUGACUAAGAGAAGCUCCCCUGAUGACCUUCAGCUCAAAAUAAAGAUUAUCUACGACAACAGCGUUGACCAACUUGCUGCAGACAAGAGAAGACUGGUGAAGGAUAAGCUGUUUCCACAAGCCAUCGACUACCUCCAGAGGGCCUUCAGCGUGAGACGAAGGGUUGGACCUGUUCUUCUCAGCAGACAAUGUGCAACCAACCAGUACAUGAGGAAGAAAUAUGACCCUCAUCGCUACUGCCAGGACGCCUGUGCAGACGUCACCCGGUGUGGCCCUGUCGUUGUACCACAGCACCACCUACAGCAAUGCAAAGUGUGCAGCGAGUCGGGGAAGUCAUGCGGCCCCUCCGGGCCCCCGGACGGCCCUGGAGUGGAGGGGUCCGACUUUGUGCUCUACGUCAGCGGCAUCACCACAGAGCGAUGUGGGCAGGAGAACAUCGUGGCCUACGCUGCUUACUGCCAGCUGGAGGCGGAGCUGGACAGACCUAUUGCAGGCUACGCCAACCUGUGCCCUGCUAUGAUCUCCUCUCAGCCCCAGGAGUUUGAAGGGAUGCUCUCUACGGUCAAACAUGAGAUCAUCCACGCUCUGGGGUUUUCAGCCGGUCUGUUCGCCUUCUACCACGACGACGAGGGGAAACCUCUGACUCCUCGCUUCACCAGCGGCCUGCCUGCCUUCAACGAGAGUCUGGGUUUGUACCAGUGGAGCGAGGCUGUGAUCAGGAGGGUCAGCAGACUGUGGGACAUCAGAGGAGGAACGAUGGUCCGACACCACGUCCACGUCCUCGUCACUCCUCGCGUUGUGGAGGAGGCGAGGAGGCAUUUUAACUGCCCCAUCCUGGAGGGGAUGGAGCUGGAGAACCAGGGAGGGAUGGGAACCGAACUCAACCACUGGGAGAAGAGACUCCUGGAGAACGAGGCGAUGACGGGCUCCCACACCCAGAACCGAGUGUUCUCGCGGCUGACGCUGGCCAUCAUGGAGGACACGGGCUGGUACCGAGCCAACUACAGCCUGGCCCAGAGGCUGGACUGGGGCCGAGGCCUCGGCUGCGACUUCGUCAUGAAGAGCUGCAAGUUCUGGAUGGACAGACAGAGACAGAGACGACAUCCUGUGACUCCGUUCUGCGACACGGUGCGAGCGUCUCCUCUGCAGCUGACCUGCAGACAGGACCAGCUGGCCGUGGCUGUGUGCAACCUGCAGAAAUACCCGCAGGAGCUUCCCCUGGACUACCAGUACUUUGAGGGGAUCCCGGACGUGGCCGCUGAUCAGUUGCCGUUCUUCGGGGGCGCCGUGGAGAUCGCCGACUACUGUCCCUUCAGCCAGGAGUUCAGCUGGCACCUCAGCGGAGAAUACCAGAGGAACUCGUACUGUCGGGUGUCCGAGAACCAGCCAGACUGGUGGAGGAAUUACGGAGCGGAGCAGUACGGACCCGACUCUGUGUGUCUCUACCAGAAAUCAGCCUUCAUCAUGGAGCAGUGCACCAGGAAGAUGACCUACCCCGACUGGGGCUCCGGAUGCUACAAAGUGUUGUGUUCAGCUCAGGGUCUGACUGUGUUCGUUCAGGAUCGCUCCUUCCUCUGCGCCCGUAAAGGGCAGCUACUGAGCGUCAGCGUCCGAGUCAACGACUGGGUUUACAACGGCGUCCUGAUCUGUCCCGCCUGCACAGACUUCUGUGACAACUGCCCUCUCCCCCACCAGCUCCCGCCCAUCAACACCUCCAGGAGUAACCCCAUAGAUCCGUGCUCCGGUUCUCCAGGUUUGGCCAUCACUCUCUGGCUCCUGCUGCUCAACCUGCUCCCUCUAGUGGCCGGACUGCUCCUCUGCCACUGCAGCUGAUGAACACAAACAAACACAAACUAAGGUAGCAGAACACUCUGGUGCACGGACGUCCUCCGAGGAUUUGGUUUUCUCCCCCGUUUUAAUCUUUUACUUCCUUUAUUUUUACUCUCAAGAUGAAAAUACUCCUCUAGUUGCUCCUUCCACUCCUUCCACUCCUUUGCUUCAGUCUAUUUUAUCCUUCGUCUGUUUUUUCUUUGCCAGCGAUCCUUUUUGCUGAAGCUCCUUUCAGGUGUCAGUCGGUGCGUUUACAUGCACUCCAGUAACCAGAUUAAACCUGCUCAUUGUGGUCAGAGUAGGGGAUUAAAAAGCCUGAUUUGUGCAGAUAUAUUUCUCCAGGAGUUCAACCAACAACACUCUCGAGCAGCUACGUGGCAGCUAACGUGUGAUCUACAGGGACCAUCUUCUCUCAUGACGAGGCAUUGACACAUGGCCAUAAUCUACCCAGGGCACUGGCACUGGGGUUUAUAUUGGGAUUUAUUUUGAGCAACCAGGUUACCACAGUGCAUGUAAACACAUUCUCAGGUUGGUUUAAGUGCAUGAAAAUAUUGUGUUAGUUUUGUCCUCUUGUCUUACAAAAGCAAAUGGGAUCGUUCGUUUGGCUCCAGGACAGAUCGUCUGUCCUUUUCCUCCUUUCUUUUUUUGUUUUUUUUUUGUUUAUGGACACAUGAUGCAGUAGAAACCUCAUGGAUUCACUCUGUUUUUCCAGUUUCGCAACUUUACACCAACUUGGGAUCAUCCUGCUUCACCAAAUUCCAUAUUUUUUUUUCAUUUACACCGAAGAGAUCGAAACUGACUGUGGAUCAUCCCACGACAAAAAGCGAUUUCUUUGUCCGAUCAACCCAAACCAGGAGAAACCGAAAAGAAAAGUCAAGCGGAUCGUUUUAAAUCUACACAUCCUGUUUUUCUUAAACUGUAUUUACUCCUCUUGAAGCCAGAGAACUCACGGACGCGUGAAGUUUCUCUCUCCGGUGGUGAGAAAAGGUAACUCUUUGAACUUUUAUAAGCUCAAAGAAUCUUUUAUGCAGAAAACUUUUACUGUAAAUAGAAGCGUAAAAAACGAGUACGUUUCCCGUCGUCCUCCUGACAGGACGCACGGGGUUUCAUUUUAAUUCAUUACCUCGUUUGCUCUGUGUCGAUCACGUGUCACGUUAAUUAAGGUACGGGAUGAAUCUGUAGCGGACGGAACAAUGUUGAAGUCUAACUAAUAAUAUUUUAGUCACUGUUUGUUCUGUUAAGUUUCACUGAAUAUCAGAGUUUAUUAUAGUCAAAGUCAGAUCCAUUGGUCUUAAAAACCUCCACGUCAUCACUCAGACCUAAUGACUAAGAAACAAAGAACAAGAAAUUUGCAGUUUCACGUGGAAGGAGCCAAAAUACUUGAGACUGGUCGGCCAUUAUUCUGUGCUGACGGCCCUGAGAGUUUAGACUCUGGCUCCAUUUGAAAUGCAGAUUCUGUAGAUGUUCAGGAAACAUUCUCCUCUACAAGUUUUCUUUCGUUCCCAGUCUGGUGUCACGUUGACGUGGAGGUAAACACACAACUUUACAGCCACUGCAAGAUCUAAUUUAGAGAUGCAGCAUUGCAGGAAUCCAAUGGUGCUUAAUAUUGUGAAUGAUGUAAUGAAGAUACUUUCUGAUCGUUUUAUUACAGAACAGGUUGGUUUGUUGGUUAUUUCUAUAAUCAAGGACUCUCUCUUCACUGUUUGUAAUGACUCCAUCAAUUCAGCUGCUAAAUGAGAACAAUGAUCUGUGAGUGUUGAGAUGAAAGCUGGGCCAAAAUACUGUACGUGCAUCAUAGGAACUGUUUUAAUACGUUAAUGUACGAUGGAUCCGUUCUGAGAGGGUGAGAGAGAAGUUGUUUCCAUUGAACGUGUUGAUGAAACGAUAGAACAAAUGAGUUUUAUCUGCAGUGAGACGGUGAUUUAAUCUCUUUAGUUUUAUCUGUAAUGUGAUAUUAGACAGAAUAACGUGGGGAACAACUAAGUGGACCUUUCGAUUGAAGAUUAUUUUGUCUCGCAUGCUGUUUCCAAGGCUGUUUCUGAAGCUUCAUCAAAGAGUUUCAUUCCAAAACAAAACCAGAGUCACGGUGCAACUACAAAGAUGCACAAUAUAACGACAUGAGACAGAGUGCAACUACGAGGAAACACAGUGUGAAACAUUAUAAAUAUACAAUACAACCACACAGAGUCACAAAGCAACCACAGAUACAAAACACACAAUUACAAACUAAGUACAUAGAUGCACAAUAAAAAGAGACACUACAAAGACUCAAUACUUAAACAAGACACAGAACUACAAACUACAAAGAGAUAUGCUUCAACUACAAAAACACACUACAAACAAGACAAUAGACUACUACUACUACUACUACUACUACUACUACAACUACAAAGGUGCAUAAUACAACUCCAAAGAGACACUAUAAAGACACACAACACUACUACAAGACACAGAACAGCUACAAAGAUGCACAAUACGACUACAAAGAGACACACAACAACGACCAAGACACACGAUGCAGCUACAAAGACAGAAACUACAGGGAUACAAAACACACACAACCACAAAGACACCGGCACAAUAAAACCAUGAAGAGUCAUAACACAAGAUGACUCAAAACGACAGCGACGAUAAAACGCAUGGACGAAGUCGCGGCGUCAUGUGACCUGACAUAAACAGACCAGAGAGAGAGAAGUUCUCCAAAUAGAUUCAGACUCAUUAUAUAAGUUAUGGUGAAAUCAUGUGACUCCAAGUUCAGUUUAAAGUUCAGAUCCAGUUGUUUCCGUGUGUCUUUUAUUCUCCAGUCGACGCAAUCACUGAUCCCUGAUCAGUUUUGGAAUGAAACUCUUCUUCUCGUGGACUUUAGUGCAGCUGCUUCAUUCGUGUGAGAAAUGUGUAUAAAAGUGAUCAAAUGUCUUGAUUUGCACUAAACCAAGAGAGCUGGCCUUAAUGUCAGAGGACUUUUCUUUUUGGCUGCAUUGGAAUGAGGUGUUUACAUGAAGUGACCAAGUUUUUUUUUUUUUUUUUUUUUUUUGUAGUGUUUGUUUCCUGGAAUCCACAAAUGUAGUUUUUCCGUCAUGCGUUUGUGUCUGUUUGUGUUCUGUCGGUUUGUUUUUAUGUCGUCAACAGGAAGCUGGAAACAUUGUUUAAAUUCCACACCUGUUACGAUUCAUGCACUGUAGAGCUUCGUGUCAUUACUGUUAGUCAUGUGCCGAUGAUCAGACCUCAGUCCAGUCGUGUCGUUUUGUUAUUUUAAAGAGAAAAAAAAAGACCCGUGGAGAUUCUGUUUUGAUUGUGUUUUUUUUGGUUUUCAAUAUGUUAAAUGUGAUUGACUGAAGUUGCACUGAGCUGAAAAAAAAACAAUGAUUUCAGAGUUUAUAGUUUAAAGUAAGUUUGUGAUAAAGAAAAGUCAACAUUGGUGAAAAUGUGUUGAUGGAAACACAGGAGACGUCUCUGAGUUUCCUUUUGAUUUUAUGCAGUAGUGAGACAAACGAUUUGCAUUACUCAGCUGUUCUUUGUUACAUUUAUUUCAUUUUUUUAGAAAAAGGGCUGCUUUUUAAAACAAAUCAAGACUGAAAAUAAAAGCCGUCUGUAUCCCCGAA
Molecule: messenger RNA, 5895 nt
Organism: Mugil cephalus (flathead mullet)
Lineage: Eukaryota; Metazoa; Chordata; Actinopteri; Mugiliformes; Mugilidae
Gene: lmln
Product: leishmanolysin-like (metallopeptidase M8 family)
Exons: 16
Coding region: 293-2296 (667 amino acids)
Biological process (GO): proteolysis; cell adhesion
Cellular component (GO): cytoplasm; membrane
Molecular function (GO): metalloendopeptidase activity
Source: RefSeq, a predicted model, not a curated record